ACAUUGAAACUGAUCGGCUGAGCUGUGACAGCUUGAUAAAUAGCUUUGUCCAGGUCCAAAUCUGUGGACCGUGUAAUUGUGAUUUGAUUUACCUGUAUCGAAUAAAUAAUCCUUUAUUGGAAAUUCCAGUGUGCAGUCAUUGCGGCCUCAAAUUUAAAGGGGCGUCUGGCCUUUAUGAUCAUACAAGGUUGAAGCAUGGUGUUCCAAAGUACACAUGCACUCAUUGCGGCAAGGGAUACCAAAGUGUUGUGCAAUAUAGGGCGCAUGUACUAUCCCAUGUUGAGGAAAAGGCAUUCAAAUGUGAAAGUUGCGAGAAAUCAUAUUCUCAGAAGAGACAACUGAAGGAGCACAUUUCCGUGAAACAUACCCCUGCUGAGUAUGAAGAUGACUAUCGUGGAGUGUGUAAUGUGUGCAACAAAACCAUGUUGAAAUCCAAUCUUAAAAGGCAUAAACAAGCCGCCCAUUGCAAAAUUAAGUAUUCCUGCCCUUUAUGCCAUGCAAUAUUUGCAUAUAAGGGAUCUAUGAAAAGACACCAGAUAACAUGUAGAUUGUAGCUGGUUAAGACAUGUAGCAAUAUUGGCAUAUAAGGGAUCUAUGAAAAGACACCAGAUAACAUGCAGAUUGUA
Owenia fusiformis is the source of this 626-nucleotide messenger RNA. NCBI's taxonomy places the organism in Eukaryota, Metazoa, Annelida, Polychaeta, Sabellida, Oweniidae. The record is from the annotation of a GenBank genome assembly.